UCCUUCAUGUUAAACUGAGAAUUUGCAGCAGUUUUUGUUCUAAGCCUAACUGUUAAAGUGGAACACAGUGAGUUAUUCUGGGGCACAAUCAUGGAGAAAAAAAAUCUGAUAAUUUGGUCAGUAUGUCUUGCUGUUGUUUUAUCAACAGUUAUAGGAAUGAUAAUAUUUAUAAAAAUUCAACACAAAAUCUGUGGACCCGAAACAGAGAAGUCUUUACAACUGAAACACAACGAGGAUAGCUUGGUUUUUGCAGAUUUAACCCCUGAGGAACUUACUAAGGUGGUGGAGUACAUCAAGAAGGACUUCAAUGAAGAUUUUGUGGACAUCUCCAAGGCUGAACCUAAUUCAAAUUGCAUAUACUCUGUGCAACUCCAGCUCCCCAAAAAGCAAGAUGUCCUUCAAUAUUUGGAUAAAGGUGGGUCAAAACCUAAAAGAGAGGCAUUGGUUGUGGUUUAUUUUGGAAGCAAAAAAGAACCUGAAGUUAAAGAGUAUGUGGUAGGACCUAUUCCAAAACUGGCAUACAGAAAAGAUGUUACUUUUCAAAAAUAUAAAAGUCAACUUCCUUACUACCGAAGGCCAGUGAUUGGCAACGAAUAUAAACAACUGAUGAGACACAUCACUGGUAUUGAUUUCCCCAAGGCAGCAACAUUUCUAAAAAAUGUUUUGGGAUAUGAUGGUUCUGAUAGUGAUUACUUCUAUUUUUUAACCAGUGCUCCACGGGGUUACAAAUCUGGAGACAGGGAUACUUGGUUUGCUGUUUUUUUUAACACCCAUGGCAGUGGAUUCUAUCUGCACCCUGUAGGAUUGGAACUGAUGGUAAACCACAAGAGCAUGGAUAGGACCAAAUGGAGAGUAGAAAAAGUAUUCUACAAUGACCAAUACUUUGAAAGUUUUAGAGAACUGGAAGAUAAAUAUAGGAGCGGGAAACUAAAUGUUGUUGAAAUGAGAAAACCUCAGCCUAAAGAUGACAUUGGUUAUAUGAAAUCCCACAGAACUGCAUUAUAUGACAUCCCCAUGCAGUAUGAGCCACACGGGCCACGUUACAGUGUUAAAAAUAAUCAAGUUUUAUUCCACCACUGGAGUCUUGCAUUUGGUGUCAAUGUGAACUCGGGACUAAGAUUAUAUGACAUAAGGUUUAAGGGUGAGAGAAUAGUGUAUGAAUUGAGCAUUCAAGAAGCCAUCUCAAUUUAUGGAUCAAAUGCACCAGCGGGGAUGUUAACAAGGUACAUGGAUGGACACUUUGGAAUUGGCCGUUUUAUCUACCAGCUUGUACGUGGAAUUGACUGUCCUUAUGUUGCUACCUACGUAGACACAUAUUAUCAUUUGGAUUCAGACACAUGGGUACGCAAUAAGGAUUCCAUCUGUAUAUUUGAACAUAACUCAGGCCUUCCACUUAGACGCCACUCAUCAGGCCUCGGUUCAUAUUACUAUGGAGGCUUAGCUAACACAGUUCUAGUUGUAAGGUCUAUUGCUACCUUGGGCAACUAUGAUUAUGUCUUUGACUUCAACUUCUAUCAGAACGGUGCUAUUGAAACAAAAGUUUAUGCCACGGGAUACAUAAGCUCAUCUUUCUAUGUGGAAGGGGGAAAAGAUUAUGGUAAUCGAGUUGGCCCACACACUCUAGGAACAAUCCACACUCAUUUUAUUAAUUACAAGAUUGAUCUGGAUGUUGGAGGUACUAAUAAUUCAGUAGUGGCUCAUGAUAUGGAAUUUGAGGCCUUGAAAGUUCCCUGGAAUUCACAAUGGGAAAUACAACGAACAAAGUUAAUCAAGAAAGUCUUAAAAACAGAGACCCAAUCAGCAUUUGAAUUGAAUUCUAGUAUGCCAAGAUAUGUCCAGUUUGCAAGCAACCAGAAGAACAAAUGGGGCCAUGAGCGUUCCUAUAGGCUGCAGACGGUCAGCUUUGCUGGUGACUACCUACCAGAGACGAGUGCAAUUCAUAAUUCUAUGAACUGGGCCAAGUACAAGCUAGUCAUCACCAAUCUCAAAGAUGAAGAGCCUCAAAGCAGCAGCAUUUACAAUCAAAAUGACCCCUGGUCUCCGACAGUCAAGUUCUCUGAUUUCAUCAAUGAUGAAAACAUUGAAGAUAAGGAUUUGGUUGCAUGGAUCACAACUGGAUUUCUGCAUAUUCCUCACGCAGAAGACAUUCCAAAUACUGUGACAGCAGGGAAUGGAGUUGGUUUCUACUUGAGACCUUACAACUAUUUUAAUGAGGACCCUUCAGUCCAUUCUCUUGAUGCUGUUUAUUUCCAACCACAUGAAAAAUAUAACUCAUGCAGUGUUAAUCCACUGGCCUGCUUAUCAGACACAGUGUCUUGUUCUCCAAAACUACCUCCCUUUUCCUAUAAUGGGUUUGAUAACAGUUUUUCCGCAAUAUAGGGUCUAUAUUUUAUGGUUAGACAAUAUAUGCUAAUUAAAAGAUAAUUCCCACAUCUAAAGCAUAACUGAAACUAGCACUGAAACCAUGUAUCACUUUUGUGUAAUAAAAAAAAGAAAAACAGCAA
Messenger RNA from Spea bombifrons (plains spadefoot toad), 2504 nucleotides. RefSeq names its product membrane primary amine oxidase-like. NCBI's taxonomy places the organism in Eukaryota, Metazoa, Chordata, Amphibia, Anura, Pelobatidae. Gene Ontology annotation, molecular function: quinone binding; copper ion binding; primary methylamine oxidase activity. The record is from RefSeq and is a predicted model, not a curated record. The coding region runs from base 91 to 2379 and encodes 762 amino acids. The transcript has 4 exons. Gene Ontology annotation, biological process: amine metabolic process. Gene Ontology annotation, cellular component: plasma membrane.